AUGGGACGUUUAAGGCUACAAUCUAGUAUCAAUGCAAUUGAAGAGGAACCAGAAGAUUGUGGAAUUACCUCUUCCAGUGAGGCUGCUUUAGCUAGUAUGAUUAAUUCAGAAAUAGGUGCUGUAUUGGCAGUCAUGAGACAGAACGUGAGAUGGGGAGGUCGUUAUGUGUCGGGAGAUGAUCAAUUGGAAAACUCCCUCAUCCAGUCGCUGAAAGCACUGCGGAAGCAAAUAUUUUCAUGGCAACACCAGUGGCAAUCUGUCAAUCCUUCCUUGUAUCUCCAGCCAUUUCUGGAUGUGAUUCGGUCUGAUGAAACAAGUGCACCAAUUACUGGCAUUGCAUUGUCAUCUGUUUACAAGAUUUUGACUCUUGAUGUUCUGGAUCUAAACACUGUGGAUGUUGAAGAUGCUAUGCACUUGGUAGUUGAUGCUGUGACUAGCUGCAGAUUUGAGGUAACUGAUCCUGCAUCUGAAGAAGUUGUACUGAUGAAGAUACUUCAGGUUCUUUUGGCUUGCACGAAAAGUAAAGCAUCAGUUAUGUUGAGUAAUCAACAUGUUUGUACAAUUGUGAAUACAUGCUACCGUGCAGUUCAUCAAGCUGGAACUAAAAGUGAGUUGUUACAGCGGAUAGCUCGCCACACAAUGCAUGAACUUGUUAGGUGUAUUUUUUCACACCUUCAAAAUGUUGACAAUACGGAGAGGUCACUGGUGAAAGGAGGCAGUUCUAGUAAAAAUGAGGUUGCGAGAUUUGAUAAUGAUUACAGUUUCAGCAGCAAAUCAGAGAAUGGAAAUAGAACUUCUGAAUAUGAUGGGCUACCAUCUUCUGGAGUCUUUAACUCUACUUCCAGCAGUCUAGUUAGUGGAAUGAUGGAUGAAACAGUUGGGAUUGAUAAUGGGAAGGAUGCUGUUCCUUAUGAUUUGCAUUUACCGACAGAACCAUAUGGCAUCCCCUGCAUGGUUGAGAUAUUUCACUUCCUCUGUUCAUGGUUGAAUGUCGUUGAACAUGUAGGAAUGGGCCACAGAGCUAAUACUAUCUCAUUUGAUGAAGAUGUGCCACUUUUUGCCUUAGGUUUGAUCAAUUCAGCUAUUCAAUUGGGUGGCCCUGCCAUUCGCAAUCACCCUAGACUGCUGAGUUUGGUACAAGAUGAACUAUUCCGUAAUUUGAUGCAAUUUGGCCUUUCAAUGAGUCCGCUGAUCCUUUCAAUGGUCUGUAGCAUUGUUCUCAAUCUAUAUCAGCAUUUGAGAACCGAACUGAAGCUUCAGCUUGAAGCUUUCUUUUCCUGUGUGAUAUUGAGGCUUGCACAAAGUCGAUAUGGAGCUUCAUACGCGCAGCAGGAGGUAACAAUGGAAGCUCUUGUUGAUUUCUGUAGACAGAAAACCUUCAUGGCAGAGAUGUUUGCGAAUUUAGAUUGUGAUAUAACCUGCAGUAACGUGUUUGAAGAUCUUGCCAAUUUAUUGUCUAAGAGUGCAUUUCCAGAUAACGGCCCUUUGUCUUCUAUGCACAUUCUCCCUUUGGAUGGUCUGAUAGCUGUUAUUCAAGGAAUGGCUGAGAGGAUAGGCAAUGGAUCAAUUAAUUCAGAACUACCUCCAGUAAAUCUUGAGGAGUAUACUCCAUUUUGGAUGGUAAAGUGUGAGAACUAUGGUGAUCCUGAUCAUUGGGUUCCUUUUGUUCGUAAAAGGAAGUAUAUAAAAAGAAGGUUGAUGAUUGGCGCUGAUCACUUCAAUCGAGACCCUAAAAAGGGGCUUGAAUUUCUUCAAGGAACACACCUGUUACCUGAGAAGCUUGAUCCACAAAGUGUGGCUUGCUUUUUCAGGUAUACUGCUGGAUUAGAUAAAAAUCUUGUUGGAGAUUUUCUUGGAAAUCAUGAUGAAUUUUGCGUCCAGGUACUACAUGAAUUUGCUGGAACAUUUGAUUUCCAGGAUAUGAACCUGGAUACUGCAUUGAGGCUCUUCUUGGAGACUUUUCGACUGCCUGGAGAAUCUCAAAAGAUACAAAGAGUGCUUGAGGCUUUCGCAGAGAGAUAUUAUGAGCAAUCACCGCAGAUUUUAGCUAAUAAAGAUGUUGCAUUUGUGUUGUCUUAUUCGCUGAUAAUGCUUAACACCGACCAGCAUAAUGCACAGGUGAAGAAAAAGAUGACCGAAGAGGAUUUCAUCCGCAAUAAUAGGGACAUAAAUGGAGGUAAUGAUCUCCCUCGUGAGUUCCUGUCAGAGCUAUAUUACUCAAUCUGCAAGAAUGAGAUCCGCACAAUGCCUGAACAAGGUGCUGGUUUUGCUGAAAUGACUCCUAGCCGAUGGAUUGAUUUGAUGCACAAAUCAAAGAAAACUUCCCCGUACAUUGUUGCUGAUUCCAGAGCCUACCUUGACCAUGACAUGUUUGCCAUAAUGUCAGGUCCAACAAUUGCUGCUAUCUCAGUGGUAUUUGAUUAUGCAGAACAUGAGGAUGUUUACCAAACAUGUAUUGAUGGAUUCUUGGCGGUUGCAAAGAUUUCAGCAUGUCAUCAUCUUGAAGAUGUUUUGGAUGAUCUGGUAGUGUCUCUCUGUAAGUUCACUACACUCUUGAAUCCCUCAUCUGUUGAGGAACCUGUUCUAGCCUUUGGCGAUGAUGCAAAAGCAAGGAUGGCUACUGUCACUGUGUUCACUAUUGCAAACAGAUAUGGGGAUUUUAUCCGAACGGGCUGGAGAAAUAUUUUGGAUUGCAUCUUAAGAUUACACAAGCUUGGCCUACUUCCUGCUCGUGUGGCCAGUGAUGCAGCAGAUGACUCAGAGGUGUCAUCUGAACCUGGACAGGGGAAGCUUCUUACGAAUUCAUUAUCUUCUGCUCAUAUGCAAUCCAUUGGUACUCCUAGGCGAUCGUCUGGCCUGAUGGGCCGAUUCAGUCAGCUCCUAUCUCUGGAAACGGAAGAGCCAAGGUCUCAACCUACGGAACAACAACUUGCUGCUCAUCAACGCACACUUCAGACAAUUCAAAAGUGUCAUAUUGACAGUAUCUUCACAGAGAGUAAGUUCCUGCUAGCUGAUUCUUUAUUACAGCUUGCUCAGGCACUCAUAUGGGCUGCUGGGAGACCUCAAAAGGGUAAUAGCUCUCCCGAGGAUGAAGACACAGCUGUUUUCUGCUUGGAAUUGCUAAUUGCUAUUACACUGAAUAACCGAGAUAGGAUUGGACUUCUCUGGCAGGGCGUUUAUGAGCACAUUUCAAAUAUUGUUCAAUCAACUGUAGUGGCUUGUGCGCUAGUUGAGAAGGCUGUUUUUGGACUUCUUCGUAUUUGUCAGCGGCUGCUUCCCUAUAAAGAGAGCUUGGCUGAUAAACUUUUGAGAUCACUGCAAUUGGUUCUUAAGCUCGAUGGUCGCGUUGCUGACCAAUAUUGUGAGCAGAUCACUCAGGAGGUUAGUCGUCUCGUGAAAGCAAAUGCGACUCACAUUCGUUCCCAAACGGGAUGGCGAACUAUUGCUUCUUUACUUUCUUUUACUGCUAGACACCCGGAUGCUUCUGAACCAGGAUUUGAUGCCUUAUCAUUUAUCAUGACUGAUGGAGCCCACUUGUCGCCAGCUAAUUUUAUUCUUUGCAUAGAUGCAGCAAGGCAAUUCGCAGAGUCUCGUCUCGGACAGACUGAUCGAUCACUCCGAGCUGUGGAUCUCAUGGCAGGUUCUGUUGCUUGCUUAGGACAGUGGGCUCGAGAUGCUAGAGACGCUAUGGCCGAGGUCGAGGCUGUAAAAUUGUCUCAAGAUAUUGGAGAGAUGUGGCUGAGGCUUGUUCAGGGGUUGCGGAAAGUUUGUUUGGACCAGAGAGAAGAAGUACGGAACCAUGCUCUAGUAUCAUUGCAGAUGUGCUUAACAGGAGUCGAUGAGAUUCACCUUCCACUUGGCUUGUGGUCACAAUGUUUUGAAAUGGUCAUAUUCACAAUGCUUGAUGAUUUGGCUGAAAUUGCACAGGGAAAUUCUCAAACUCAAAAGGAGUAUCGAAACAUAGAAGGGACACUUGUCCUUGCCUUGAAACUCCUUGUAAAAGUGUUCUUACAUUUACUCCAUGAGCUAUCACCGUUGUCAAGCUUCUGCAAACUUUGGCGGAAUGUCAUUGGUCGAAUGGAAAAAUAUAUGAAGCUUAAAGUUAAAAGAAGCGAGAAGCUGCAAGAAUUAGUUCCCGAGCUUCUAAAGAACACCUUGCUUGUAAUGAAGACAAAUGGAGUGCUUGUACCUACCAGUACUCUAGGUGGAGAUAGCAUUUGGGAACAGACGUGGUUGCACGUGAAUAAAAUGUUUCCAUCAUUACAAUCUGAAAUAUUCCCUCAGGGUUCCGAGACUGUGCUGUCUAAUCCAGGCGACUUGGGUAGAAGUCCCGAAGAUACGGAGACAUGA
Fraxinus pennsylvanica is the source of this 4350-nucleotide messenger RNA. The record is from the annotation of a GenBank genome assembly. NCBI's taxonomy places the organism in Eukaryota, Viridiplantae, Streptophyta, Magnoliopsida, Lamiales, Oleaceae.